AUUUAACUCAGCAUUUGGCCCUGCAACCUGGCAGGCUGUGAUUCAGUAGAAGUCGGCAGGCAUGGCUAAGUGAUAUUCCUAAGCCCAAACCUUACUGCACACAAUUAUUAUAAUUAAUCUGUCUUCAUGGUGAUCCUUAAUAGCGAGGUGAUCUCAGGCUCAGGAUCAGAGGACAUGCAUCAUAAGGAGUCAUUAGGAAUGGAGACCCUCAUCUGAUAUCAGAGGCCUUCGGUGCAAGCCAGAAGUAAAAACGAAUGGGGAUUGAAUUGAUCUGCCUCUUUGCUUUCAUUCUGCAUGGAAAAAAUCACGUGCAAGGAAGUUGCGCUUUGGGAAGUACAAUGACUUGCGGAGAAUGCCUGAAACUGGGGCCACACUGCGCUUGGUGCUCUCAUAAGAAUUUUACUGACUCUUUGGAUAUUGCAGUUAGAUGCGAUACCUAUGAAGUUCUUCAGUCUAAAGGAUGCCCUGCUGAGUCCAUUGAAUUCCCAGAUUCCAAAUUAGAGGUUCUUAGAAAUAAGCCACUUACAGAAGGUGCCCAGGAAAACAGUUCCGAUGCCACUCAGAUCAGUCCUCAGAAGCUUCUCCUCAAACUAAGACCCGGUAGAGAACUAACGUUCCAGAUCGACGUUCGUCAGACUGAAAAUUAUCCUGUAGAUCUGUACUACCUGAUGGAUCUCUCUGCCUCUAUGGAGGACGAUCUGAAAACAAUUAAGGAAUUGGGUUCAAGCCUUUCAAAGGAAAUGUCCAAGUUAACAAACAAUUUUCAGUUGGGAUUUGGAUCUUUUGUAGAGAAACCUGUCUCCCCCUUUAUUAAAACAGUUCCAAAGGAUAUCGAAAACCCUUGCCAUAGUAUCCCUUAUUACUGCUUGCCAACCUUUGGGUACAAGCAUGUUCUGUCCUUAACGCCGAAUGCCCAGAACUUCAAUGAAAUAGUGAAGAAGCAGUGGAUCUCUGGAAAUAUUGACACGCCAGAGGGAGGGUUUGAUGCCAUCAUGCAAGCAGCAGUUUGCAAGGAGCAAAUUGGCUGGAGGAAUGGGUCUUUACAUCUUCUGGUGUUUGUUAGCGAUGGCGACUCUCACUAUGGUAUGGACAGCAAACUGGCUGGCAUUGUGAUCCCAAAUGAUGGCCUGUGUCAUCUAGACAGCAGUAAUGAAUAUUAUAUGUCUACAGUCCAGGAAUAUCCAUCAGUCGGACAGCUCAUUGAAAAACUAGUGGAAAACAACAUUCUUCUCAUUUUUGCAGUUACAAAGGCAUAUGUUCCUUUAUACCAGGGUUACGCCAGUCUGAUUCCAGGGGCCACAGUUGGACUUCUGGCAAAGGAUUCUGGGAAUGUCCUGCAGCUUAUUAUAAAUGCAUAUAAAGAACUGAGGUCAGAGAUUGAGCUUGAAGUGCUCGGAGACACAGAAGGACUCAGCCUUUCCUUUACAGCACUGUGUAACAACAACACGGCUAUCCCACACAGCAAGAAAUGCCAGCAUUUAAAGGUUGGGGACAGAGUGUCUUUCAGUGUAAGCAUUACGUCUGCGUCUUGUGAAAAACAUACUCGGCACAUAGUAAUAAAACCCGUGGGCCUUGAAGAGAGUCUGGAAGUUGAGAUUCAGUCUGAGUGCUCAUGUCAGUGUCACAGAGAAGAGAGGAGCAGUGAAUGCAGUAAGGGCAACGGAGCCCUGGAAUGUGGGGUUUGUGUUUGCUACCCCCCUUACUUGGGAGACCACUGCCAGUGCAACGAAGGCUCCCUCAACAGUAGCUCCUGCAAAGAACUGGACUCCUGCGGUGGCAGAGGGGAGUGUUACUGCGGCCAGUGUAUCUGCUAUCCCUCCGUUUACGGGCGCAUUUAUGGGUCCCAUUGUGAAUGUGAUGAUUUCUCUUGCUUGAGGCACCGGGGAGUCAUCUGUGCAGGUCACGGGGACUGUGAAUGUGGAGAGUGCAUAUGCCAUAGUGGCUGGAGCGGCUCCUACUGUAACUGCACGAUGGACACUCAGACCUGCAUUUCAGAGAAUGGCGCCCUCUGCAGUGGAAGAGGGGAAUGUGUCUGUGGGAAAUGUGUUUGUAACAACCCUGAAGUAUCUGGUGAUGUUUGUGAAAGGUGUCCUACGUGUGGAGAUCCCUGCAGCUCAAAAAGGGCCUGUGUAGAAUGCCAUUUACUGCCGGCAGAAGAACAACAAGAGGAAUGUGAAGAGACAUGCAAGCUGGUGGAUGCCACAGUCAGCAAUGCAGAAGAUUUCUCCGAGGAUAAAUCUAUUUCGUGCUCCUUGCAAGGUGAAAAUGAAUGUGCUAUUACAUUUGGGAUGGCGACGGAUGAGCACGGAAAGAAAGUCAUUUAUAACAUACAGCAAAAA
Xenopus tropicalis (tropical clawed frog) is the source of this 2339-nucleotide messenger RNA. RefSeq names its product integrin subunit beta 6 (gene itgb6). Gene Ontology annotation, biological process: regulation of cell population proliferation. The record is from RefSeq and is marked provisional. Lineage: Eukaryota; Metazoa; Chordata; Amphibia; Anura; Pipidae. Gene Ontology annotation, cellular component: plasma membrane.